This is a messenger RNA of Corylus avellana, 688 nucleotides long. RefSeq lists its product as uncharacterized. NCBI's taxonomy places the organism in Eukaryota, Viridiplantae, Streptophyta, Magnoliopsida, Fagales, Betulaceae. The record is from RefSeq and is a predicted model, not a curated record.
CUAUCGUUACCCCCAAAAUCAUAACUCAUAAACAGAAACAGAAGGCGAAGAAAGCCUAAAAGCAUGGGAAUGGGCAUGGCGGGUACAGUAGCUAGGGUAUUGGGAGUAGGAACCAGGAGGAUGAGCACCAAAGUGAAUCAUUCCAUUCCCAAAGCGAUUACCAAAGCGAUCAAACCGUCUUCUUCUUCUUCCGAGUUCCGCAAGUUCCUCGGCAUUCCUCACACCUCUCGCUCUCAAAACGCCUUGUUAAUCUCCAAGUUCAUCAAGAUCAACACAUUCCGGAGCCCUGGUAUCCACAAAGACAAGAUUUGGGAGGAUAACUUGGGUAAAAUGUUGAAAGGGAAGGACAGAGUUGGUCUCCCAGAGAUUGCCAAAUUGCUGUCCCCACAAUUCAACCAAGCAGGAGGCAUGAACGCUAGCGCAAACACUGACGAUAACAAAUACCAAAUGGGCAGUGGGAAAGCUAAAGCGAAAAAGAAGAAGUAGGAAGCUGUUCCAGCAUUUACUGCCUGGACGUGAAGAGUUGAUUCUUUUGAACGCGUAUAAUCCUAUCCAGAUUGUGGUUUACUGGCAACUGUAUUUGAUUAUUUGUUUUAUUUCCCUCUCGUGGACAUCUUUGUUCUGUCCCACAAAGUUAAUGGCACUUGGGUUAUAAUUCUCCAGUAAAGAUUUGUUGGAGUUUUGAUCA